AUGUCGACAAACGAACAAGAAAUCCCACUUAAAACCAUAGCUAGGAUAUUUAAAGAACUUUCAUUCAAAUCAUCAAAUACUAGGAUCACCCUAAGUACACUUGAAUUAUCAAGUGAAUAUAUUAAAUUAUUCAUCAAUGAGGCAAUUAUCCGUGCUAAUGAAGAAAGAUUGGAUGAAGGUGAUUCUUUGGUUAAAAUAGAUGGAAUUGAUAAUGUUACCCAAUAUCCCAACAUAGAAGAAGAUCAGGAAGAGGUAAAUGUUGAAGACAUUGAAGAUUUUGAUGAAGAUGAUUAUUAUGAUGAAAUUACAAAUUCUCAACGACAAUUGAAAAAAUUAGAAAACAACACCACUGGUGGUAAUAAUAGAUUAGAUUCACGUCAUUUACAAAAAAUAGCAGGUGUAUUAACUCUAGAUUUUUAA
This is a messenger RNA of Candida tropicalis MYA-3404, 420 nucleotides long. RefSeq lists its product as uncharacterized. The transcript has a single exon. Gene Ontology annotation, molecular function: protein heterodimerization activity. Lineage: Eukaryota; Fungi; Ascomycota; Pichiomycetes; Serinales; Debaryomycetaceae. Gene Ontology annotation, biological process: replication fork processing; DNA repair; kinetochore assembly. Gene Ontology annotation, cellular component: Fanconi anaemia nuclear complex; FANCM-MHF complex. Bases 1 to 420 code for a protein of 139 amino acids. The record is from RefSeq and is a predicted model, not a curated record.